Molecule: messenger RNA, 4321 nt
Organism: Orbicella faveolata
Lineage: Eukaryota; Metazoa; Cnidaria; Anthozoa; Scleractinia; Merulinidae
Biological process (GO): protein dephosphorylation
Molecular function (GO): protein tyrosine phosphatase activity
Source: RefSeq, a predicted model, not a curated record
UCAUUUGAAAACCGCUCUAAAACCGCUCGAAUGGUACAUAAAUUAAUAUUUUGCCGACGCGGAACAAAGAACUGGCUGCGAGCGUAGUAAGCGAAGGUUCGUGACCUUUGAGUGUGUUCGGUUGUGCAAUGAAGGGAAAAUAGGAAAGGUUCAACUUUAUAUCACACAAUAAAAGGGUACCCCAGUGCUUGUUGCCGAAUACCGUCACAAUAAACCAUUGUUCAAAUGCCGUUCAAUUAACAAGCUUGCCAUCUAUCAAGCAACAAAAGCGAAAGUUAUUACCGGCAUUACAGAGAUUGAUAAGUACGUCAACAGACAAUAGCCCGGGGUAAAUAAAUUACUGAUGUAACUGAAAGGUCUUAUACGGUGCAUACACGAAAACUUCUACAGGUCAAAGCAGUUCUUCAGAAAGAGCACUCCUCUAACAGGAAGAGACAAGGACAAGUAAGAGAGUUAAGGUAAACUCGAGAUGAUGGAAAAUUUAACGUUGUUGUCAGUGCAGCCAUGAAGCUUCUGCUUACAAGAAGCGAUUUAAUGUAGCCUUUUUUGUUGUUGAUUGAAAAUUUGCAUUGCUCUCAUUGCGUUUACGUGACACUUUUGGGCAGUUUGUAGAGCAAAACGUAACCAAUAUGAAAAUUGCAGAUUUGGUUCAAUCGCGAUUUAAAGUGUUCUUAACUGAGGACUUGUUCGUAAGUUAACUGAAAUGUUCUUAUCUCUGCUGCUUUUAGUGGAAAAGAUGCCUCCAGGGUCUAGACUACAGAGUUAUGCACCUGAUGUAGUUAAAGGAAAAGCGAUCCUUUUCACAUUUCUCGCAAGUUUUCUUGCUGUAUACAAAGGACAGCUAGCAUCAGCCUCGACGCCAAACUUGGCGUCCUCUGUCAACCUUCAAACUUACUCAGCGGUUUCUCCAAGUGGCGGCGUCUCACCCACCCAGACGUCAGUUUGGCCCUCCUCGACUGCCAGCCCCAGUCUACCUCAGACUUUUCAGAUUUCCAUUCAGUUGUCUCAGACAACCUGGCAUGAAGAUCUCUAUGACAAGCAGAGUCCGACGUUUGUUGCUUUGGCAACGAACCUAACCACGGCGGUUUCGGAUGCUCUCAAGACGGUUGGAGAUGCGACGGUUGAAGUUGUAGAAUUCAAACCAGGAAGUGUAAUUGCUGUUCUGGAUGUAACGACGUUAAGUUCAAAUGAAAAGGCCGUGAAGAGCAAGCUUACAGAAGAGAUGAAAGAUGGACAGCUUGGCGGUUUCUCUGUUGAUCCGACAGUCUACUCUGGAACUCUAUUCGAAGUUGUUCUCAGGGUCGUAUCAGCAUGUAACGACUCUUUCGCAGACAAGGGCUUUGAUCAGAAAGAAGAAUUCGAGAGGGCCUUAAGCAGUGAGAUGUCGGCCAAUCCCGAAUUUCUUGGUGCUAACAUUCAGCGCAUCGAUUGUUCUACAGCAGGCAACAUCACCAUAGUAACAGCACGUGUCCAGAUAGGUGGUCCAUCAGCGUCUAGUCCAUAUAAGGAGUUGCGCCGCCUGAGAAGUCAAGUUGAUGCCGGCCGGGUUGGCAACUUCACAGUGGUCCCUGAUUGGAAAUCAUACACUCCUGGAGAAAAAGUGUUUUACGUAUACGUCACUCUGCAGACGGAGACUGCCGACGCGGCGCUAACCAGGAAACAACUGGAGCAGUUCGUAGAAAGCGAAUUUAAGAGUGAAGACAAUUUUAGGUAUGUACACGCUACCACGCCUGGGAGUAAAACUGCGAUCAUCGAGAUUGGAAUGUCUUCUUCAACGUCCGAGUUUCUUUCACUGGCACUUAGUCCCCUUGCUGCUGAUCUUCACAGGGCAAAACUUGGAAACGUAACAGUUGUUAGGAAAGAGAACAGAGUCACAGUCGAUACGAGGUCUUUGACAAGAAAGACAUUCGAAGUAACCUUCGUACAGUACGUUUCAAGCUGCGAGAGUGACUCGGCACACCACAAGAAUCUUAGCCAAGGUUUCUGGCAGUUUAUAGACGAGAGCAUGAAAGCCAAUAACAUUAAGGAAGUUUACUUGGAAACCAAGGUCAAAAUUAUAAAAUGUCAGAACUCUACAACUCUACGAGGCUUUGCUUACAUUUACUUGAAGCCGACUGCACAAGAUGACAUUGGACAGUUCGUUCGGCCAUUUUACAAAUGUAAAACACUAAUUAAUAUUUACAACGCGGGCUUUAGAAUAACGCUCAAGACACCAACACAACCCGAUACCAAGGGACAGUGGUCCCCUAAACUCGGCGGCGUGUCGGUGACUUACGUCUGUCCCAAGCCUAAGCCUCCCACUAAACCACCCACGCUUUCCACCGUGAGCACAGCCACGCCGCAACCCACAAGACCGCCAACAACUGAAGCUAGUUUAUCCAGUACUGGAAAAACCACUGAUGAACCUUCAAACGCUACCGAACCCACUCAUCCACCAGAAACAACGACACCGACGACACCACCGACAACCAGAGUCAUUCUCCCAACCCUGGCUAUCGAACCGGAGUUGUACGUCAAGCUGAAGCUCGGACUAACCUGGGGCGAGUUUUGCUCCAAGAGGGAUGCUCUGAAAGAGAGGAUAGCGUGGAACGUGCGUGACAGUAACGACACCAGGGUGUCCCCUGACAGGAUUGUUUAUAUCAAUGUAGAGCGAAACUGCGCGGACCUUGGGAAAAAAGACGAGCUGGCAGUGGUGUGGUUUUAUGUUUCUAAAUCUGGCUCCAAAGAAGUGCACAAGGAUCUGACUUUAAAAGUUUAUGAACUCUUUAAGAUGUUCUUUGAGAAUGGUAACACAAAACAAUUGGGGCCUGACUUCCAGGAAAAGGUUGUUCAAGUAGAGUUGGCUGGUAACGACGCUGCGAAUUACGAAAAACAGACUAACAAUAAGAUGCCCUCCUGGUUGAUUAUUCUCCUCGCCAUUGCUGGAGCCGUGGGUCUGUUUCUCAUGCUGUUAGCAUGUUGCUGCUUGUUUUGCUGCGGUGUGAGACGGCGCAGACGAAGGAGAAAAUACGGAACAGAGCAUCCUCAGGUGCUACAUGUUGUUCAUAUGAUGCUAAACAAACGUGCACCAAAUCUUUUUCAGUCUGAAACAACACAGAAUACCACCGACGGAAAAGGAAACUGCUCGGACCAAGGAGACAAAUCACCAACAAGAAAACCCAAAGCAGUUAUUGACGAAUCUAACAAUGCCUACGGCUCCCUAAACAAGACUGAUGGUCUUGGAGAACACACCUAUGCCUCCCUUAACAAGGCAGGCAGUGGGGAUAACAGCAGCGGAACCAGCGACAACAAUAACAGUGCAGGGUAUAUCGCGAUGACUGCACCUGUCUCUAACGGGGGUAUUGACAGGAGCGGGGACAGAAGUCCAGGGGCAGACAGCAAGAGUAAAGACAGUGGGUCCUCGGAUGUAAAUUCCGGGCGAGCUGGUAAAGGUGGAGAGAGCCCAAACAGUGGAUCCAAGCCUAGAGGGGCCUCUCUCAUCAAAGCCGACGCUGGCCCGAAAAGCGGAGAAAGAAGAGGUUCGAAUGUUUAUUACGCAUCUAUCGAUGAUGAUGUACCGCUGACUCAUAAGACAGGAACUGUGGGCAUUGUGGCGCUAGCGAUUAGGAACAAAAAUGAAACGAAAAAAGAGAGAGAAUUCAAGAACCUAGACAAAGACGUGCUUAAUGAAGCGGUCAAGUACCCACCUGAAACCGCCAGUAAAAACAGAUUCCCGGAUGUUCUACCAGCUCCCAGAACUCGAGUCAAGUUAUCCACUUCUCCCGAUUACAUCAACGCAAACUGGAUCAGGGACCACAAAGGGCAGAUAUCCUACAUAGCUACCCAGCAUCCUCUGCAUGAGACCACGGAGGAUUUCUGGCGAAUGGUCUGGGACCAAAAAGCGCAUACGGUUGUCAUGGUGAACGAUGAGGAAAAAGAAAAACCGGCUGAAUUCGUGGAUUACCUGCCAAAAGGACAAGGAAACUCAAAGCAAUUUGGUGGCAUCAAUGUUACAGUCAAACAAAUAACAGAAAAAGCGGACUACCUUUUGACUGUUCUGAGCAUCGUCGAAGGAAAGAAUGCAGCCUCCCCGCGUGAAGUCUCGCACAUGAGAUUCACGUCGUGGAAGGAGCGCGCCAUGCCCAACGUGGCUCUGUUUGUUGCUUUCGUGACAGCCACGAGGGAAGCGAGGAAGAAACAUGGCCACACCAAGGCUCCGACCAUUGUACACUGCAGUGAUGGUCUUGGUUUCAGUGGCGUGUAUAUCGCUGUGGAUAUUGGUAUAAAAAGCCACGAGGAGAGUAAAACAUCAGUUGUUGAUGUGAUAGGACAUUACCUUUAA